AUGCUAGCUUCGGCUACUUUAUUUUUUUUUACUUCUGAUCAUAUCAACUGAACUCCGACGAUAUCAAUGGCCAACUCAACCCUCGCUUUCCUCAUCGUCCUUCUCCUCGCCGCCGCGCCGGCCUCGGAGUCAAUCUCCUACUUACAGUACCGUACACUCUUCUCCCUCUCCCACAAGCUCUUGAUUCGAGUAGCCAACCUACGCGCCGCCAGGGGCGACAUUUCUGGCGCGAACCGGGCCAGGUUCAUGGCGGCGAAGCUGGAGGGAGGAAUGGGUCUAGGGUUUCGGGGAUUCACGUGGUCAGCCGGUUGGGACUACGUGACCAGCUACGCAUGGACGGAGUUGUCCUAUUCGGACCUCUCCGCCGCCGUUUCCUCCUCCAACGAUUUGCUGAGAUGGUUAGGUGAGUUGUCUCGGGCUGAAUCGGCCGAAGAACGAGCCGCCUGGGUUGGACGAAAUUACAAAAAUGUCCUUGAGGUCUCUAGCUCGAUGCUCUCUAGGCUCCUGGAAGAGUUUCGCGAAUCGGAGAAUUGGCAGGAAACGUUGAGGGAAGUGGUGGAGGCAGUUGAAAGAGAGGUGGUGGAUGGUGGAUUAUUGAGAGAUUGUCUUGAAUUGGGCAAUAAUGACUUAAAAGGUUUGAUUCAAAUCCUCAAAGAUUUGGGUCAUCAAUAUGGUUCCAACCCAGAUUCUCCCAAUGACUUGUGAGAUUGGUCAGUCUCUGUUGAAAAAGGUUUCACAUAACUCUCUGCAUUUUCUCUUAUGUCAAGUAAAGUAGUUCAUGCUUUUGUUACACACAUAUAUAUAUGUAUAUAUACAUACCCUUUUGGGCAAUGCAAAGAUUUUCUUUCAAGGUGUUUUGUUUCUAUGUUUUGGUUUAGGCAAGUUUUGGAGGUGCAUUGAAUUGUCAAGGCUUUGGCUUUUCAUUGAUAUGACCCUAUUAUGUGGUAUUGUUGUAAUGGGUAUCUGUAAUCAAUAGGAAAUACAUGGUUUAUUAUUGUGUGCA
Molecule: messenger RNA, 1003 nt
Organism: Humulus lupulus (European hop)
Lineage: Eukaryota; Viridiplantae; Streptophyta; Magnoliopsida; Rosales; Cannabaceae
Exons: 2
Coding region: 67-705 (212 amino acids)
Source: RefSeq, a predicted model, not a curated record